Molecule: messenger RNA, 1780 nt
Organism: Mucor mucedo
Lineage: Eukaryota; Fungi; Mucoromycota; Mucoromycetes; Mucorales; Mucoraceae
Exons: 4
Coding region: 23-1693 (556 amino acids)
Biological process (GO): tRNA pseudouridine synthesis
Molecular function (GO): pseudouridine synthase activity; RNA binding
Source: RefSeq, a predicted model, not a curated record
CCCCCCCAAAAAAAACAACACCAUGGCCACUCCAUUAGAUCAAGUGAGACAAGCAUUAUUGGAUUCUCGGUUAAGCAAAGAUACCCAAGUUUCAUUUGGCAACAGUUUAAGCAUUAUCCGUAUUUUACUUGACAAUGGUUGUUGCGCUCGUUGUUGUCUUCGUUACUUGGGCUGCACCGAUUUCCGACUUUACGCACUGGACGAAACCGACUUGUUCAACUACUUUGAUACUUUAUAUACAGAAAAAGGCAAUAUGGAAUCCUUGACACCACCCAACGGUAUCUGUACCGCUUGUCUUGGUGCCAUUCAACAUGCCGAUUCCUUUGUCGACGACGUAUGUGAGCGCUUGGCUAAAGAGGAUUAUAAAGCUGACAGCGUUUGUUUGACAUGUACUUUACCUGUCAGUAUCUUAUCCCGAGAUCAUCUCAUGAAGGUCCAUGUACUCAACACUUUAGCUGCUCAAAAUGAAGUGGAUUUGGUGCGUAUCUGGGGUGGAGAUAAAGAUGUGCGUGAUCCCAAGGAUUUUUUCAAGUACUUGUUUGGUUUGGGACUUACAAAAAAGACUCACUUGAUGUUGGAUAGCGAUGCCCCAUUGCGUAUGAAUGUUGUGGUCGGUCAUGAACCUACUUCCAAAGAGCAUUUGUUCUUGACCGAAUUAAAAGAACCUUUAUUAAAUGUCAGAACCAUGCGUCAAAAGAAAAUUAGAGUGACAGUAGGUGAUUCAAGAUCCUGCAUUGUUGAAGCUCUCAAGAAAUUAGACAGCAAUGAAGCCAAAGAAGUGACAGCAAUUCCACCCGUUCGACCUACAGAAAAAGCAAAAUUCCACACGGUAGACUUACUUCAUGUAUCAUCGCAUGUGGGCGGUAGAUACCUCAAAUUCUCUCGAGAAUACAGUCAGACUCCUUGGGCUAUCAAGGGACAAAAGUUGGCAGAACAUUCAGUCUCGGACUGUUUUGAGGAUUUGAUCCGUAAAUACCAUCGUGCUGACAGUACCAAGUUUGUCACGGCAGGUCGUGAAGAUGCUAACGUACGCAUGUUGGGUACAGGCAGACCCUUUUAUUUAGAAAUCAUCAACCCAAGAACACCUCGAUUAACCGAUGCAGAAUACAAAGCCAUGGAAGAUGAGAUUAAUAGUAAUCCCAUUCAUAAAGACAACGUCCAAGUGAGACAUUUAGGAUUUAUCAACCCUGCGGAUACAAGCAUUAUCAAGGAAGGAGAAGAGACCAAGACAAAGCGAUACAGAGCCCUUGUUUGGCUUUCAGAACCUUUAACGGAUGACUUGAUUGAACGUAUCAACCGUAUUGGAUCACAAGAAUUCACCAUUCAACAAAAGACACCUGUCCGUGUUUUCCAAAGAAGAUCAGCUGCCAUUCGACCUAAAAUUAUUCAUACCUCCACCAUUGCACGACUGAAUCCCAAUGUGGAUUUAUCCAGCCCUGAAGCGUGUUACGGUGUAUUGAAAUUACAUACACAGGCAGGUACCUAUAUCAAGGAAUACGUUCAUGGUGAUCUCGGUCGAACCUUGCCUAAUUUAGCUUCGGUCGGAGAGAUUCAUUCGGCUGAUCUGUUGGAAUUAGACGUGAUGGAUGUGGAUUUGGUUUGGCCUCCUGUGGCUGUUGAAACUGAAGCUGUUCCCAUGGUCAUUGAUGAAUCCAACGAAAAUAAUAAGCGUGCUCAUACCAAUGUUUUAUAGAAUAAGAAUAAUAAUAAUAAAAAAGUAAUAGUAAAACAGUAAAAAAAAAAAAAAAAAGUGACUUUGUUACAAGAAUUUAAAAGAGAU